AUGAUAGAAUACAUGCCUUGCUCGAUACAUUUGCUCUGUGCAGUUGGCAUCGCUGGGGCCAGCGCGUGGGAGAUGGGCGAGCAAAGGCUGAUGGUGCUCGGCGAGGUGCGGGAGGCGAAGCUGGAGCCCGAAGCCAACUUCAGCUACACCGCUGGGAUCAGCGCGUGCGAGAAUGGCGAGCAGUUGCAGCGGGCACUGGCGCGGCUGAGCGAGAUGCGGGAGGCGAAGCUGGAGCCCGACGUUAUCAGCUUCAGCGCUUGGAUCAGCGCGUGCGAGACGGGCAAGCAGUGGCAGCGGGCACUGGCGCUGCUGUGCGUGAUGCGGUAG
Prorocentrum cordatum is the source of this 327-nucleotide messenger RNA. The record is from the annotation of a GenBank genome assembly. NCBI's taxonomy places the organism in Eukaryota, Dinophyceae, Prorocentrales, Prorocentraceae.